GCAUGCGUACUCCUAUCCUGUCGGGCCAAGACCGAGGCCGUUUGUUCUGUCUCCGGCCAUUGGGAGCGUGAUGCGUCACAAUGCUUUGUCCUUCCAAUCGGAAGCACCGCUCUGGGGCAGAGGGGUGGGACAAGGUCGCCGUGGUGUUGUUACCGGAAGUGGCCGUUGAAAAUUUCUUCUUGAGCUGAGGGAGGGGCGGCGUGGCGUGGGUUUUUUGGUCAUCUCUGGGUCCUAACGCCUAGCCUGUCCCACCGUCCAUCCCCACCUAGCCCAGACUCCACUAUUACUGCCUGCCGGCCUGCUGCCGCCAGCCACCGCUCCCCGCCUGGGCUGCCCCGCAGAGUGCUUGCUGAUCAGGCUAUCUGAGGCUCAGAAAAUGACAAGGCAGAGCUGACCUACAGGUUUUAAUAUAUCCAUAUGAUGCAAAGAGAAGAGUAAUCUUUGACGUGUCAGUUUCUGUAAAAGAAUAUAAUUGAAGAUUAUGUUCGUUAUACAGACACUAUAGAUUAAAAAGUUGGAGAUUCGUCAUCAUGAAUUCUACCCCUCCAAUCAGUUACACUAUUCCUGAAAUCAAACGCCUACACUGUAUCCAGAGUGAGUUGAGGCUACUGCAAAAUAGUAGUCAGUCAGAGCUGGAUGUUACUGAAGAUCUGAGAAGGAAACUUCAUCAAGCCAAAAAAGAAAAACUGGAUAUAACGACUAAACAUAACCAAGAUCUGUCCAACUAUGAAAGCCAGAUUGCCAGGUUGCGAUCUGAAGUUGAGAAAGGAGAGGCCAUUCGACAAAGUCUGGAGUAUGAACUUGUCAUUGCCAGAAAAGAUGCUGGUCUUGAAAGAUACUCUGCAGAGGAAAAGUUAUGUGAAGCUAGCAAUCGAUUUCAGCAGCUGCAAGCCAUGAAUGCAGAGCUUCAACAGAAAUUGGCUGAGACCGAGAAAGUGUUUCAUAUUUCUCAGCAGAAUUGGAAGGAACAGCAGCAAAGACUUACAAAUGACUUAGAGGAGAAAGAUAACAUCCUUAAGACCUGUAAUAGUGAAUAUGAGUUACUUCUGAAGGAGAGGACUAAACUGGAAAACGUUAUACAGGAGCGGAACAAUGCACUGCAAAAUAUGCAUAAGAAAAUACAAGAUCUGGAACUGGAACAUAAUGACUGCACUGACAUUCUCCGGCGACAGGCCAGUGAACUUGAAUACAGUACUGAACGAGAGGAGAGACUUAAAAAAGAUCUUGAGGCAGCUACUGUGAGAGUGAAGAAAUUGGAAGAAAAUAUUGAGGCAGAGAGAGCAGCACAUCUGGAAUCCAAAUUUAAUUCUGAAAUUAUCCAGUUAAGGAUUCGAGACCUUGAAGGAGCUUUGCAGGUAGAAAAAGCCAGCCAAGCAGAAGCUCUUUCUGAUUUGGAAAUGAUCAAGAAAGAGUUCAAAGAGGUGGAAAAUGCAUAUGAGAGAGAGAAACGUAAUGCCCAAGAGAGCUUGGAAAAACUCAAUAUAUUCGAAAAAGAGUAUUUUUCUACAAACAAGCAACUAAAUGAAGAGAUUGAGGAAAAGAAGAAAGUAAUUACACAUCUCUCUGAGAGACUCCAGGAUAAUGAAAAAAGUUGCAAAGAAUUACAGGAGGAACUUGCAAAGGCCAAGAAACGCCAGGCCUUCCUAACAGAGAUGUGUGAAAACAAUGUGAGAGAACUGGAGUUACUCUUGGACAGCUUUACUAUGUCAAGCCAGCGGACAGCAGGCAGUCGCAAGGACAAAGAUAAACCUCCAAGCCUCUCUGUUGUCCUUGAGACUUUGAGGAAUACCUUGACAGAUUACCAGAACAAGCUGGAAGAUACAUCUAAUGAGCUAAAGAAAAUGAAAGCUUCAUGUGAGAAGAUGACAAAAGAGAUUGACUCAUCCAAACAAAAAAUAUGGUCUCAAAGUCAAGACCUUAAGGAAGCUCAGGAUAAUCUGGCUGAUGCCAAUGAAGAGUUAAAUCAUCUACGCACUAAGUGUGCAGACAGAGAGGCUUUAAUAGGCACUUUAAAAAUGGAACUGCAGAACGUACUUCACUGCUGGGAGAAAGAGAAAGUCCGUGCCACAGAAUCAGAAAAUGAAAUCCAGAAGCUUACCAGGGCUUACCAGAAGGAUACUGAGGAGAAGCUAACCUUCCUCCAUACUUUAUAUCAGCAUUUGGUAGCAGGCUGUGUGCUUAUAAAACAACCAGAAGGCAUCCUGGAUAAAUUCUCCUGGCCUGAGCUUUGUGCAAUCUUGCAGGAGAAUGUUGAUGCCCUGAUCUUAGACCUCAGCAGGGCUAAUGAGAAGAUAUCUCAUCUAGAAUAUAUUUGCAAGAACAAGUCUGAUACCAUGAGGGAACUUCAACAGACCCAGGAAGACACUUUUAACAAAGUGGCUGAGCAGAUGAAAGCACAGGAAAGCUGUUGGCAGAAACAGAAAAAGGAGUUGGAGCAGCAGUACUCUGGACUCCUUGGGGAAGUUCAUGCAAGGGCACAGAAAUAUCAAGAAAUUGCAGAAAAAGCCAAGGAAAGAUGUUCUGUCAUUGAAAAAGCACGAGAGCAGUUGGUCCAUGAAAAUUCACAAUUGAAAAGUAUAUUAAUGCAGACACAAAAGGAACAUACAUCUCUGCUGGCUGCCUGUGCACUAAUGGGUGGUGCCUUAUAUCCUCUAUACAGCCGAUUAUGUGCCUUGUCUACACAAAGAGACUUUCUCCAGGAUCAGGUCCACACCUAUGAAGUACUCAAACAGGAAAUUAGGACUCUGGUCUGUGCUUUGUCUGAUGUAGAGGAAAAGAGGCAAGAUGAAGUGAAGAUAAAGAAAAAGCAUUUCAAAGGCAUGAUACAUGUAUUCCGGAAAGGUGUUAUUGCAGUUCUGGCAGCACACAGACUUCAAAUUUUGGGACAGUCAAGUAGCUCUCUUUUCUCCUGGGUAGAUGGUUUCAAAGAAGGCAUAGGAAUCCUAGUUUGCAUAGGAGAGGCCAAGGGGAAACACAAUCUAUCAAAACACCAAAAGGAACAAAUCCAUUGUCUUCAAGCACUCAACUGGUUUACUAGUUCUGACCUUCUUGCCGCAAUAAUCAGUUCGGUGGCUGAAUUACAGGAAGUUGUUAGCAAAACAGCUGCAAGACUUGGAGCCAGGAGAGCAGCAAGUCCCCACUGCCGUGCAACAGCAGAUCCAAAUUCCUGGCUUUGUGGACACUUACUCAUAAGUGCAGCCAGGAAUUCUUUUUCAAAACUCAUGGACAAACUUAAUGUGCUAAUGGAGACUAUAGCAGUGGAUAGCAGCAGGACCAUCACAUAUGUAGAGAAGGACUCCUUGGUUCAAAGACUGGCUCGUGGACUUCAUAAAAUAAAUGCACAGGCACUAAAAGCUGGACUAUGUGAUAGAAUACCCAUUACAAAAAGCAUAGCAUCCUUGCAGAAGCAAAUAUUUGAAUUUACACAAAGGCUGCAUACAGCAGAAGUGGAACGCCGUUCACUACGCUUAGAACUCACAGAAUUCAAACGGAAUUUGAAUGAGAUGAAAAAAGAGGCUGACAAAGCCCAGAGCCUGCAAGAGCAAUUAAAUGCAUUUAAGCAAUCUAAAUUGAUCACCCAUGAGAGGUUUGAAAGUGCAUGUGAAGAACUGAAUAAUGCAUUACAUCGAGAGCAGCAGGCACAAAUGCUUCUGAAUGAGCAGGCACAACAGCUACAGGAGUUACAUUAUAAACUGGAAUUGCACUCAAGUGAAGAAGCGGACAAAAACCAAACCCUAAGUGAAGCUGUAAAGAGUCUCUCCGAGGCAAAGAUGGAGCUGAGAAGAAAAGAUCAAUCUCUGCGUCAGCUCAAUAGACAUCUUACCCAGCUGGAGCAGGACAAGCGUCGACUGGAAGAGAGCAUCCACAAUGCAGAGAGUGCCCUCCGCAUGGCAGCAAAAGAUAAAGAAUUAAUUGCCAGUCAUAUGAAAUCUGUGGAAGCCACCCUACAGAAGGUCAGAGAUCAGAUCUCGCUGUCACGGACUGCGGCAACCAGGAAUGACUUCACCCUGCAGCUACCCAAACUGCACCUGGAGACCUUUGCAAUGGAAGGGCUGAAGGGCGGGCCAGAGGUUGUAGCAUUUCAGGCUCUGAUUAUAAGUUUUAUGGAUGUCUACCAACUCGCAAGCUCCAGAGUUGCUACACUUGAGAGAGAAAUAGCAUCUCAUCGACAUCACAUUGCAGCCCUGAAAUCAGAACUCCAAACGGCUUGUCUUCGUGAAAAUGAAAGCUUACAAUCAGAAUCACGAGACAGUUCAAACGUCCCCAUGGCUUCAAGAUCAGCACUUCAGCCUGACCAGAGCUGUAUCCCAGAUUUUUUGCCGUUGCAAGCCGAGGCAGAUACAUCUUACAGUUUUAUACACAAUAGACCCCAUUCUCAGUCUUCAUCCUAUUCCUCUGCCCUCAACAUCUCAGCCAGCACCAAAAGAACAAUACAAAAUGGCUUUUAAGACUUUGUAUUAAUUUUAUGAGGAAAAAACUAUACAUUUUAAAUGAUGCAAUUAAAAUGAUAUUUUAUUGGACUAUCUUACCUUUGAAUUGUGAUUUAACAUGUAUUUUUUGGCACUAAUUUUUACAUUUGUUUGAAAAUGGUGAGUGUCUGUUCAUACAUCCAUGUUUCUAUACUUCUCCCUCCCAGUGUAGUGAAACAGUCCAGUUUUUAGUUUUAUUUAUCACAUUGCUCAUUUUUAUGUAAUAUAUUUUUAAAUGUUAAAGAAUGACACAUUUUGGGUAAUUUUCUUCAGACUUAAAAAAAAUCAAUAAGCCAUUUUAGUCUCUAUCUAUCAAAGUUGUUUCAUACUUGUCUAUUUUAAAUCAGGACUGCAAUACUUUAAUAGGAUUGAGAGAGCUAUUUGAAAUGUAUGCCAAUGAUUCCUGUCAUUUCAUGGCAGCCCUGCCAUGGUUCACUGAGCCCCCUCUUCUCUCUUGUCAGCUCAACUGAAGACAAGCAUUUAGUUGCAAACUUUAAGCAGGUUGUGCAAAACAGAAAUGAUGUGACUGCUUCUCCUCCUGCACAAUAAUGUCACUCCUGGUCAAUGUGAGAAGGUCAGGUUGCUCCUACAUGAUACCACUUGCCCAUUUGAACAAGUUAAGUUAACUGCUGAAUCUGGUCCCUGCAGGCGUUGAAAACUCAUCCUUUUAUCAAGUCUGCAUUUGAUGAGAAAGUAGAACAAUUGUGCAGGGAGGAUUUCUGAUGACAUGUUUAUGUACUUUAUAAGGACAGUUCCCAUACCAGUGUUACAGGUAAUAUAUUUAGUUUAAGCUGAAAUACUUUAAAGUAAUGGCAGUUUUGACCUUCAAAAUAGACUCCUUUUUUGUUGUUGUUGGUAGGACCCAAGAGUGACGCCCAUCUUUGAUGCUGACAGAAUUUAAAGCAAAGCCAUUGCCCUGCAUUUUCUGCCUUGUAGCACACAAAAGUAAAAUUGUAUGUCAGGCCGAGAUGUCGGGGAGCUGACAAGAUGCCCCAGUGACAUUUCAGCUGGAAAGAGCAAGUGUCUUGCAACCAAGUGGUCAAAUAUCAAAUAAUAGGUCAAGCAGGAAGGAGCUGAGUUCUAACCACAAAGAGGUUUCUGGUAACUUACUUGACAAGCUUUUGGGUGCUUUGUGGCUUGACAAAGUGAUGUUCUGUUGGGUAUCGCUAGACAGACUGUUCUUUAUCGCCUUCAGAAGAUCAGACAUUGACAUUGAUUAAACUCUUUAACCCUUAAAGGUUA
Malaclemys terrapin pileata is the source of this 5711-nucleotide messenger RNA. RefSeq names its product coiled-coil domain containing 171 (gene CCDC171). NCBI's taxonomy places the organism in Eukaryota, Metazoa, Chordata, Testudines, Emydidae. The coding region runs from base 531 to 4448 and encodes 1305 amino acids. The record is from RefSeq and is a predicted model, not a curated record. The transcript has 27 exons.